UCAGGCGUCAGGCCCCGCAGGGGCAGGAGAUCCUGAUGUAGAUCUUUAGUCCCUCCUGGUGGCUGGUGUAGCUGUUCUUCAUUCACCCUUUCUUGCCUGGUAGGGUGGGGGCGCCAUUUUGUGGCGCCAAAAUGCCUUGGGCCGGCCCUGCUGUCUGGCAUUCAUAACCUGCACUGAACCCUAGAGGUGUGGUUGGUGAGGGAAAAAACUCUGUAUGUGUGUCAGAGAUGAGCCGGCUUCGUAACCCUCGAAGCCCUGACAGCCCUGGCCGCGACCGGCAGCGUCUGUUACUGGCAGGGAAGGGUUGUUGUUUUUUCCCCGUCGCCUCAGCCGCCCUUCUCGCUGCCUCACACACCGGGCGGGCCGGUCCCAGAAGAGACCGCUGGGCGGAGCCAGCCCUGCAGGAGAGCAACAGGCCGGGCCGGCGGCCACUGAAGCCCGGACUGGCGGAGGAGCAGGAGGCGGCAGCAGCAUGGAGAACAGCCCGCGGGUUUUCGACAAGCCCAAGGUAGAACUUCAUGUCCACCUAGAUGGAGCCAUUAAACCAGAAACCAUUUUAUACUUUGGCAAGAAAAGGGGAAAACAGCUUCCUGCAGAUACAGUAGAAGGCCUUCUGCAAUAUGUUAGCUACAGCGAACCUAUCAGUCUCACAGAGUUCCUAGAAAAAUUUUCUGUCUACAUGCCAGCAAUUGCGGGGGACCGUGAGGCUGUGGAAAGAAUUGCUUAUGAAUUUGUAGAAAUGAAAGCAAAGGAAGGUGUAAUCUAUGUUGAAGCCCGGUACAGCCCUCACCUCUUAGCCAACUGCAAAGUGCAUCCUAUCCCUUGGAACCAAGAAGAGGGAGACCUAACUCCAGAUGAAGUGGUUAGCCUUGUUAAUCGGGGGUUAAAAGCUGGAGAGAAGGCUUUCAACAUCAAAGCCAGGUCUAUUCUAUGCUGCAUGCGUCACAUGCCAAGCUGGUCACUGGAAGUGGUGGAACUGUGUAAGAAGUAUAAGAAUGAUACAGUGGUUGCUAUAGACUUAGCUGGCGAUGAGUUGAUAAAUGCUGAGACCUGCCCAGAUCAUCGGAAGGCUUAUGAGGAAGCUGAAAGAUAUGGCAUUCAUCGAACUGUUCAUGCUGGUGAGGUUGGGCCACCCAAGGUUGUCAAGGAGGCAGUCAACAUCCUAAAGGCAGAGCGAAUUGGCCAUGGCUACCAUGUCUUGGAAGAUGAAAGUCUAUAUAAACGGCUGUUGAAAGAAAAUAUGCAUUUUGAGAUCUGCCCUUGGUCUAGUCACCUCACUAGUGCAUGCCAAACCAGCUUCAGUAAGCAUCCAUUAAUAAGGUUUAUGAAAGAUGAAGCAAAUUAUUCCUUGAACACGGAUGAUCCACUCAUUUUCAACUCCACAGUUAACACGGAUUACAAAAUAGCUCGUGAUUGCAUGGGCUUCACUGAGGAAGAAUUCAAGAGGCUGAACAUAAAUGCUGCCAAGUCUAGCUUCUUGCCAGAGAAAGAAAAAAAGGAGCUUCUCUACAAGCUGUAUGAAGCCUAUGGGAUGGUACAAAGCACAGAGUUCUGAUCCAUAUGAUGCCGUCUACUCGUGACCUCUUUUCCUGACAACUUCAUGGUAGUCAGAGACCUCCAUUUUGUUUCUUUGAAGACAAUGCACAAACUUAGUACUGUGUUACUAUCUUGUUUACUAUUACCAUCCACAGAGUGGGGGCAUACAGUAUAUAUAAAGAACAGUAUUCCUACAAGGUUUGUGUUAUAUUUGCCUAGAGCACCCAGAUCCCAUAAAUAAGAUGGGUGCUAUGAGUUUACAUGUUUGGUGUUUUUUUUAGGCUAAAGAUAAUAAUCUUUUCAGAGACUGGAAAGUUUGGAGGAGGGGUUGCUUCUUGUAAUGGCUGAAUUUACCUCUGUUUACCAAAGUAGAAGCAGGUUUUAGAGACUGGAUUAUUUCAAGAACCUAGUUGACCAGAAGCGACAAAGAGACAAAAGAAUGUGUAUAUACAAUGGGGAAGCAAAGCAUCUCGCAAACCAUUUCCCUCUCUCUCUUGAAAGCUAUAACUUAUCUCUGGCCUUACUGAGAUUUCUCUGUAAUUUGUCUUCUGUAUGCCCAUACACUUGAAACAGAGAGAAUCACAACUGAGUUUUUUCAGAUGUUUAACAUCUUUUAGUGGGGAAUCUCUGAUAGAAAUGAGUGAUUCACUGGUUGUCUGAUUGUUUGACACAGUCCUAGGCUGGGUUUAUUCCUUUCUUGAUUCUGCUUGGCCUUAAUACCAACUUAAUACUUAUUUAAAUGUCAUCAAAUUCUUUGGAGCUAAUACUUAAAGAAUAGUGGUUCUGAUCCAAGGAUUGUUGCACCUGGAAGAUAACAGUUCCUACCUGUAUUUCAAGAAUGCUGGGAGCGUGCAUCACUAUCCAGAAGAGAGUGUCAAUGGUGGUCACCUUGAACGACUCUUCUGAGUCACAUGCAUCUGAUCUGUUCAUAUUGGUCCCAAUAUAGCAAGAGAUCGCUGCCGAAUUGGGGCAAAUUACUGUAGUCCAGAUUCAGCAUCUUGCCUUUCCCCAAAUCAGAUUUGUCCAAGAUGUCUUAAGCUGUGUAUGUUCAAAGAACAACACAGCACUUUAAAAAGGAUUGAUUUGCAAAAGAAGCAAGCUCCUUUAUUCCAGUACACUUGCUUUGUCUGCUGCCUACGCUAUUGGAACUGCUGCCCUUUUUUACUAGCAUUUUUGACUAAGCUCUGUUUUAUAUAGCAUAAUGUUUUUUUCUUGUCUGUUACCAACAGUAUGGUAAAUUUAGCUAAUGGUGCUAAGUUAUCUGGUAGGUUUUCAACUGCCUGGUACACAAACCAGUUAGGCUGAAUUUCUGGAAUUGAACUUCAUGGUCUUUUGAUGCGCACACACACACACACACACACACACCGAUCCAUGGAACUGAUUUGACUUAUGCAAAUACUUUGGUUUAACCAAGUUAUGGUCAGUCUGUAAGUAAAUACCUUAAAAACCACAUGUCAGUGGUCUUUUGCAGAAAUAUAAAAUAUAGUAUCCAGAUCAAAGUAAUACUUCAUCACCAUGCCAGGAGGCCUCAUCUCGCAUACAUUUGUGGGAUUUCUUCUAGUGAUUAUAAUAUUCUAUUUUGCAUCUUUUAGAAAUACGUACUCAUUUGUUGGAGAAUCUUUUAAAAAUAUCCACAAAGUAUCUGAGCAGAUCCUUUUGUCCUUGUAUUUCAUUAUAAGGAACCUGGAAGUCUUGUACUUGCAAGGAUAAGACGAAUGUACUACAGAAUUUGUCUCCUAGACUCACAGAAAUCUUCCACUCUGGAACUUGAAACUCCCAAAUACAUGUGCUUUGAUCUGAACUUCUAUUCUUUCCGUGAACAGAACAGAGUUCAUAGAACAGGGAUUUCUUGAUUCUCCCUUCCCUUUGCAUAUCUGCUCCUAGGGACUGGGGAGCCUUGGAUGUGUUGUGAGAUACGUUGUGGGGCUGCAGAUGGAGGAAGGAGUUGGCAAUAUUUGCUCCCCUCUUACAUGAACAGAGCAGCAUUUAAAGUGGAUCUUUUAAAUUAUGUAAUUUUAUCAGAUUUCUAGAAAAGUGAACAGCAUUUGUGCACCUCUAAAGAUGCCUCAAGGUGCUUUCAGUAGUAGAGCAUGAAUAGUUUGUGCAGUGGCUCAGCAUAUGUUAAAAUACCCAGGUUUUAUUUAUUUUACCUUUGUGCUUCAUUCAUAAGGAAUAGUUGUUGAGGGCACAAACAGAUAAUCUAGCAAAAGUGCAUCUGCUGCAACCACAUGUUUAGCUCCCCUUCCAUAAUGUUUAAUAGAACUUACUGAUUUGAUCACGACACACCAUGUUUCUGCCCACUUCCAAGUGGCAGCCAACAACAUGAAGUGGCGUUGUGACAUCAGAAUGCAGUUGAGUUCUUCUAGAUGUCAUGGACAGGAGGGUGGUGCCUAAAACCUCAGUUACCAUUUUCAGUAACAGCUGUGCACUUGAUAUAAAUCUGGCUUGGUCCAUAGACACAUGUCUUCAGCCACACAAAAGUGAAUUCACACAAUCGUGUGUGUUUUCUAUCGACAGAGCAGGAUUUCUUAUCUUAGUUUAACAUUUCUGGACUGACGUACUUGUGAACAUGGCUGGCGCACAAUCUGAAUGUGUAUUAAACUGUUCACAACAAAUGGAGGCUUAUUGUAGGCUUCUACCCUGAGCUGAAAAUGAGAAUGAGGCCCUUUAUAAAACGAACAUAUCGUUAUGUUUUUUUUAAAAAAUGAAAAGAAUCUAUAUCAAGGAGCUGGACUUGCUUUAAACACUGUUUCUCUGUGAAAGGAAAGCUCUUCACAGAGCCCUUUGUCUGUUCGAGCUUAUCACCAAGUAGCUCUUGACAUUGCUGGGACUAGUGGUCCUUUUUUGUCUUAAGUGUGGCUGUGAAGUGUUAGUUUUGUAGGACAUAGGAAUGACACACAUCUUUGCUUUCAUCACAAUGCAAGCAGGGCUUAUUCCCAUCAGAGAUAACAGGUGGUACAGGCGAACCUAAGUCUGCAUGACCCAGAGCCUGUCUAUCACUGUAUUUCUGAUGCUGUACUACUAAUUCUUCUAUAUAAUAGUGAUAUAGGCUUAGGUUUACAAUGUUUUUAAAAGUUCAUAAACACAGCUGAGGAAAUCAUACAAUGCCAUAUUUCGGUGGUUAUAUAGGCUGGUAUUACAAAGCUUCAGACACCAAAAAUAUGCCUCUGAUGAAUGGCUUUGAUGUCACUGGGUCGCAUGUGAAAAAGAGACUGAGCCUUGCAUAGCGCUUGUCUCCAAAAAUAAGUUCUGAAUGUAAACUAUAAUGUCUUAUGUAUAACCAGGAAUAUAUAUAUAGGAAUUAUUUUGUUAUUUUUAUAAUGUGAAUGAAAAGUUAUCCUUAUAAAUUUUUCUUAUGUUGUUCACAUCCUGAAGAACAAAGGAGAAUUUUUAUUUUGGUUUAAUGAAAUAAAUUCCAUUUUAACUAUA
Messenger RNA from Podarcis raffonei (Aeolian wall lizard), 4965 nucleotides. RefSeq names its product adenosine deaminase (gene ADA). Gene Ontology annotation, molecular function: adenosine deaminase activity. Gene Ontology annotation, cellular component: cytosol; external side of plasma membrane. Lineage: Eukaryota; Metazoa; Chordata; Lepidosauria; Squamata; Lacertidae. The record is from RefSeq and is a predicted model, not a curated record. The coding region runs from base 473 to 1555 and encodes 360 amino acids. Gene Ontology annotation, biological process: hypoxanthine salvage; T cell activation; adenosine catabolic process. The transcript has 11 exons.